Molecule: messenger RNA, 735 nt
Organism: Cladocopium goreaui
Lineage: Eukaryota; Dinophyceae; Suessiales; Symbiodiniaceae
Source: the annotation of a GenBank genome assembly
AUGGCCUUGAGGCAACACAACGAAAUGAUUGCCAACGUGGUCCGGCAACUCUGCCGUGGAGCCACGACCAAACGAGUGCCACUCAGCAGUCGCUCGGGAGAUCGAAGUCCAAAUACUGCGAGAGGUUUCGGCUCUGGAUCUCAAGUAUCUGUGCUGUCAGAGGUAAACACCACCUUGGCCUCUCGAGUGCCUUUGGAUCGCCUGCGAGCCAGCGCCAUCAGGUCAAAGAUGUUGAGCUGCAUCCGAUUUGAAGCCCUGCUCAACACCGAUGGCGACCCCGACUGCCCGUGGCCCAUACAGGAUCCCUAUCGCCGCUAUGGUGCGGAGCAUUUCGCCAAGGAUGGGGCCAUCAUUUGGUUCGAACCGCUCCCACCGAUGCUUCCAAUUUUGGAUGCGAAUCCCAAGUUGCCACCCUCAAAGAUGCCAGAUGCAUAUUCCCUGGUCCUGGACCUUGAUGAGACCUUGGUACAUUACUCGGAGCACGAUGGGAUGGGCAGCUAUGAGAUUAGGCCGGGCAUGCAAGAAUUCAUCCAAAGAAUGCACGCCCACGGCUAUGAGCUCAUCAUCUUCACAGCUGCUACACAGGACUAUGCUGAUUGGGUCAUUGACCAGAUUGAUCCAGAUCGUUUAAUUCAUCACCGUCUCUACCGACAGCACGCCCUACCUUGGGGUCCCAUCUUCGUGAAAGAUCUCAGCCGCAUGGGACGCGACCUGGACCCUGCGGUGAGUCGGUGA